AUGGAGCUGGUCGCUCCCCAUUUUCCAGGCAUCCCGUGGAAUUCCGAGCCUGUAAUGGAAGCAGAGUACAACGCUGACUUGCUCUCUGGCGAGGCCACCAUUCAAGCGACAUCUACAACUGCGAAGUUGAUCGAUGAUACACGCCUCUUCAUCAACUUCCCACACGGACUCCAUGUUCUCCAGACGGUGGCGCCGGAGCUGCUCAGGCAAUGUCGUAGCGUGCAUAUUUCAGGCACCUGGGGAUCGGAGCCACCCGCGCCGCCUCGCUGGCUGCGUGCUCGACAAGGCUACAAGCGAGAGACCCGAAGAGAAACCCAAGGAGAGGAAGCUCGAACCGCACUUCGCCAACUCUCCCAAUUGGUGGCAAAGAUGUUUGUUCCAGAUGCUCCGUACCCAGUUGAGAAGUUGGAGCUCCGGAUCUAUUAUCCUGGGGACAGCUACCGUGCAAUUUGGAGGGAAGAUGACUCUCCAAUCAGUGCUGCAAUGAACAACCUUUGUUGCGCCGGAAUCCACGUGAAGGUGUCGCGGGGUCGCAUGGGAAAUGGCGUGCAUCUCGUAGCAUUGCCUGCGGUUGAGGGCGUGAGACAAGUCAACAGCAUUGCUUGGGAUAAGCUUGACGAGAGCGGACGCAACCCGCCAGGGCCAGGCGGAUUCAUGGUAGAUCCUUCAUGGCCCGGAAGCAUUUAG
Messenger RNA from Ramularia collo-cygni, 687 nucleotides. RefSeq lists its product as uncharacterized. Lineage: Eukaryota; Fungi; Ascomycota; Dothideomycetes; Mycosphaerellales; Mycosphaerellaceae. The transcript has 3 exons. Bases 1 to 687 code for a protein of 228 amino acids. The record is from RefSeq and is a predicted model, not a curated record.